Molecule: messenger RNA, 4754 nt
Organism: Xyrichtys novacula (pearly razorfish)
Lineage: Eukaryota; Metazoa; Chordata; Actinopteri; Labriformes; Labridae
Source: the annotation of a GenBank genome assembly
AUGCAGGACAAGGUCAACGGGGAAACUCAGGAGAAGUCAGUGGGAGAGGUCAGCGAUGAACAUCUUCAGCAGCCACCAGGUAAAGACAAGAAAUCUGUCAGUGUAUUCAUAAAACAAGAAGUUAUUCCACUCAGAAAUCUGCUCUUUUUUGUCUGAACUGAAUUUCACCACAUUCAUAUUCCAGGUGUGCAUCCUGUUGAAUCAGAUUGCUUAAUAAUAAAACAGUUGUGUCACUCGGUGAUGAGUCGCUGCAGGAGGAAUCCUGUGGGCUGAGUGUGAAACAUUUUACCGACAGGGGAUUAAAAUCGUAGUUUGUUCUUUUUACUCUUCAGUCUUUUGGGGAAAAAAAAAAAAUCUGCUAUUUUCCAAGAAACUAAUGAUAUUCAGCGCUGACCUUUCUGUGUUUUUUUUUCAUUCCAGCUGAUGACAGGAAAGCAGUCCGGAGGAGAACCUUCACCAGGUGGAUCAAUGCUUUACUGAGCAACGUAAGUCACAAAUUCACUUGAAUCUUACUCCUUUUAUAUUCAGCAGUAAAAGCAGUCAGCUUAAAGGUUUAUCUGUUUUUUUACUUUCAGUGUGAUCCUCCAGUGGAAGUUCAUGACCUCUUCACAGACAUCCAGGACGGCAGGCUGCUGAUGGCCCUGCUGGAGGAGCUCACCGGAUACAAACUGGUAAGAGUCAUCCUCAAAAUGGAGAAGAGUGAAAAUCAUAACUUCCUCUUAUUUCAGUUUAUUGAGUGAGUGUGUAGAAACCAUUUGACUGCUCUACUAGGCAAACAAGAAGGACCCAGACCAAUAAGAGGUUUAAAAACUAAUAAAAGAACCUUAAAAUCUGCUCUAAAAGACACAGGUAGCUGAUGCAGAGAUUUAUAAGCUGAGUCUUGAACUCUCCAUUUCAUUUUCUCCUCAGCUUUACAGGUUUAGGUCGUCUUCUCACCGAAUCUUCAGACUGAACAAUAUUUCCAAGGCCCUGGCUUUCCUGGACGACAGACAUGUGAGUAUAUAUUUGCUUCAGUCCAGUUAAAUUAUGUAGAUGUGCAUAAAAUUGACAUUCAGAACAUGAAGACAUUUAAAGGAAGAGCAUUUUAGAUGAGAUCUCCUCCCCGUCCUUCAGGUGAAGCUGCUCGGCAUAGACGCCUCUGGCAUUGCUGACGGCGUUCCCUCUGUUGUUCUCAGCCUCAUCUGGAACAUCAUCCUGCAUUUCCAGGCAGGUUUUACCAACAUCAUUUAUCAGUCUAACAUUUUCAUCUUUUAUUUCGCUCGCUUGGAUAUUUUUCUGAGUCGCUGACCUUGUAUAAACUCUGCCGCUGUACUCUAAAAACAGGUGAAGGAGGUUACAGGAGGCCCUCAGAGGCAUUUGUCCUCCAGCCUCUCUUCCUUAUCGACGAGCAGUCCUUCCUCUGCGGACUUCACACCCAAACUGAGCGGCUUUAGCAGCCAAUCGUGUAGCAACCUGCAAAGUAAAGGCAGAAAAGCCACCAAGAAGCCAAAGUAUCACGGGAAAGCGAUCAAGACUCUCCUGCAGUGGGUGCAAGGAUGCACCUUAAAGUCAGUGUGAAAAGAUCUAAUCCUUUAAAAAGUCAAACAAAUACAUCAGAUGUGUGAAGGUCGGGUUUUAAUGUGUGAUUUCAGGUUCGGGGUGGAGGUGCAUGACUUUGGGAAGAGCUGGAGGAGUGGGCUGGCCUUCCUCGCGAUGGUUAAGUCGAUAGACCCCGCCUUGGUCGACCUGAAGGAGAGCCUGACGAGAGAGCCGAGAGAAAAUAUUCACUUGGCGUUCAGUAUCGCCCAUCACAGUUUGGAUAUACCGCCUGUGCUGGAGCCUGAUGGUAAACACAGACUUGAGAAACAACUAAGUCCUCAAGUAGAAGGACUUCCUCAUGUUGUCUCAAUCUUCCUUCUACAGACGUGUUGUGUUCCUCACCUGAUGAAAAGUCCAUCAUCACUUAUGUCUCCAUGUUCCUGGUGCACUGUGCAGGUGAAGAAGAGGUUAGUAUGGCUUAUACUGUUAUUCUAACUUUUCCAGGAACAUUGGUCCCACCUCAAAAGUUCUCUUCUCCUCGGGUCAACCAAGAGCCGACUCAGUAUGUCUUAUCUUGUAACUGCAUUUUCCAAAUCAUAUGUUCCAGGCUCGUAAAAGAGAUUCUGAUGUUCCCGGGAUCCCAAAUUUCGGAUCACUUGAGUCAGUCACGUUUGGAGACAUCCACGCCGAUGACCCAGAAGCUAAAGCCUUGCUCAGAGGCUUUGAGAGGAGCAGCGAACACCGACUGUGGAGACGCUGGGCGAGUAGAGGAAGUACCCGGUCCACCUCGCUUCAGUUAGGCGGAGCAGUUCCUCCUGAAUUCUCCUCCAGCUGUGGGGACAUCUUUUCAUCCUGUCAGAGCCGAAGCAUCUCUGAACAGCAAGCAGGCGGUCCUACGUUCGUCAGAAAGAGAAGCAAAUGUCAGAGUGGGUUUAAACCACCCAGUCCUCUGGAUGCUGGCAUAGCGAGCCCGGAGAUCUGCUCAUGGAUGGAGAGAGCUUCUACAGGUCAGAGUUACAGCAAACCAAGAGUGGAUGAAAGUCGCUUUUCUUUGAGCUCAGAGGAAGGGAUCUACAGCUUAUCAACGCUGGACUCAGAUGAAGAAGAGGCCUACAACUACAUCCUGGACCUGAAUAAAGAGGAUUCCCAGAAUUAUAACCAGCUGAAAAGGAAAGUGCCAAGGGUGGAAGAGGAAACUGCCGAGGAAAUCCUGAAUGGAGAGACAAAUCAAAUGGAAGCAAGAAAGAUAGGAAAUGGAUUUAAACACCAGGAAGGUCCUCCGGAACAAAGCGAUGAGUUGGAGGUAAGAGCUCAAGCAUGUUGUUGUGGUCGAGACAGAAAGGAGAGGAGGUCCACAGAGAAGGUGAACAACAGUGAAGGGUUUGACAAGGAGCCAGAGGACAGAGGGGAACAUGAAGAAGACAGAGAUAUCAGAGGAAAAAGGAAUAAAGAUGAAGAUUAUGAGAAAGAGAGCGAGGAGAAGACACUGGAGAUGGAAAGAGGACCUUAUGAGAAAUCUGGACAAGUGGAUUCAAAGACAGAUGUAGACAUGAGAGAAGAAGAAGAAGAUGAUAAUCUGAGGUUAUCUGAGGACAGGCAGCACGGGAAGUUGGGGGCAGAGAAGAAGGAAGAGAAGGAACAUCAGCCUCAUGUUGUGAAUGUAGAAAGUUUCAAAGUCGAAGUAAAUCUAAAAAUCAUCGUUGACGAGUCUCUGCGUGAAAUUAGAGAAACCGGAGCGGUCACAGUGAACACAGAAGACGAGAAAAGCAGCAGAGAAAAUGUCACCGUCAUGGGAGAUUCAACUUCUAAAGAUGAAGAUGAAGUCAUGACUGUCAUGAAUGUUGUUGAGGAUGUAGCAGCAGAUGAGAAGAACGGAGAACUUCGGAUUAAGAGACGAACUCUGGGGACAACAACGCUGGACCAUCCUGAUGGAGCUACCUCCAAAAAUAACAUCAACAGAGGUGUUCAAGUACCUGGAGAUGAAUGUUGUUGGACUGCUGCUGGCUGUGCAACUCCUCAGUCAUCAAGGUGGGUCACAGUAUAGGUCACUAUUUAAGAGGUCUACAUAUACACUCCUGUUUUAGCAGCAUUAUUAUCUGUUAAUGGAAACUUUUAUCAUUUUGCAUCAUAUUUCAAUGUAUUGCAUCAAACCAUACUAAAUUGCAUUAUAUUAUAUUACAAGGUGUAGAUCACAUUGCACCAUUUUAUAUCAUAAUGCACCAUAUCAUAUCAAAUGACAUCAUAAUGCUUGAUAUUAAACUACCACACAAUAAAAAUGAUCAUUAUUAUUUUCAUAUAAUACCAAAAUAUUGUAUUUUUUUUGUCAUAUUUUAUUGCCUUGUAUCAUACCGUAAUGCAUGAUACAUCUUGCAUGAUUAAAAACGGUCAGUAUUUCACUUAUAAUCUAUGCAGCUAUGACUCCAGGUAUUAGUAAUUGCAGUAUAAAGUUUUAAAAUAUUAAAUAAAAUAAAUAAGAUAAAAUAAAAUAAAAUAAAUAUAAAUAUUUGAUAAUAUAAAUAAAUAUAAAAUAUAAAUAUACAAAAUAUUAAAUAUUAAAAUAUAAAUAUAAAAUAAAUAAAUAAAAUAUUUCAUGAUAUAAAAUAAAUAUAAAAUAUAAAAUAAUAAAUAUUAAAAUAAAAAUAUAAAAUAAUAUAAAUAUAAAUAUUUCAUAAAAUAAAUUAAAUAUAAAUAUAAAUAUGAAAUAUGAAAUAUGAAAUAUAAAUAUAUAUUGAAUUUCCCUUCAGGGAAAAUAAUUUUAUUCUUACUCUUAUUCUUAUAAACACAAAGUUUAUCUGCAACUCUGUAGGCACAUUUAUGCAGAGGUGUAGUUUAAUCUACAUAGUUUAAUCUGAUUAAAGGUUUUCUUUUGACUUAAAUAUACACAUUUCUAAUGAGUUUGACAAAUUUAAUGUCAAACUAAUUCAAGUAAUUAAAAUUUAUUUUCUGUAUAUGAUACUGUAUGUCAUUUCUGAACCUCAAACAUAUGUCUUUGCUUAAACCAUAAUGAGGUUAUUGCUGGUGAAUCAAUGGUUAAUUUGUAAAGAGUGUAAAAACCCUUCUUUAAGCCAGCAGGCUCUGACACUCCUCUGUUUUCUUUCCUUCCAAGCAGAGGUGGAGGAUUUAUUCUCCAAUCUUUAGCGGCCCCCGGUGGCGUAACCCCAUUAGAACUGGAAAUGCUCUUGCUGCUGUGGAUCCUGAUCUUCUGUGGCUUCAUCCUGCAGCAGAUCCACCUCUGA